AUUUAGAUGCUAUAAAUACAUGUACAUGUACACCAUGGCUACUACAUCCUCUCAAUCGAAGGAGACUCCAUGGAUCUUCCUUCUUAUUUUCAAUUUAUUGCAUCCAUCUUAGCCUUAUUGAUUGUACACUUUUUCUCUAGAUCUAUUAGAUCUCCUAAUAGACCUAAAAAAUUUACAUUAUUCAACAUCAAACACAACAAAGUACCCGAACCAUGUUAUGCUUUACCUUUCAUAGGUCACCUUCAUCUUUUAAGCACUAAAGAACCAUAUUUUAGGACAUUUUCAACCAUGGCUGAAAAAUAUGGUUCAAUCUUUUCCCUUAGGCUUGGUUGUCACAAAACCCUAGUUGUGAGUAGUAGGGAAAUUGCCAAAGAAUGUCUCACAAAAAAUGACCAAGUUUUUGCCUCAAGGCCUAAUGUAGCCGCAGGUAGAUACCUAGGUUACAAUAAUGCAAUUUUAGCUCUUGCCCCUUAUGGUGAUUAUUGGAGAAAUAUGAGAAAAAUUGCUACUAUUGAGCUUUUAUCAAGUCAUAGACUUGAAAAGCUAAAGCAUGUUAGAGAUUUAGAGAUAUAUUCUCUAGUAAAAAAUUUGUACACAUUUUUAAAAAAUUCUAAUGGUGCAAUUGAAGUACCUAUUAGUAAGUUUUUAGAUCAUAUGACAUUUAAUAUAAUUGUGAGGAUGAUAGCUGGGAAAAGAUUUGGUGGUGAAACAAUAAAUCAAGAAGAUAGUGAGGCAUGGAGAUUAAGGAAUGCAAUUAAAGAUACAACAUAUCUUAGUGGUGUUUUUGUGGUGGCUGAUGCUAUUCCUUUCCUUAGUUGGUUUGAUUUUCAAGGUCAUGUUGGUUUCAUGAAGAGGACUUUUAAGGAAAUGGACUUUAUUCUUGAUAUGUGGAUGCAUGAGCAUUUUAGAAAGAGAGAUGAGGGACAAAAUGGUAAAUGUGAAGAUGAUUUCAUGGAUGUGUUGAUAUCAAUGUUUGAAGAGGAUGAUGAAAUUUGUGGCCACAAUAGAGAGGUAGUUAUCAAAGCAACAGCCAUGAUACUUAUCCUUACAGCCUCAGGAAGCACAGCAAUAACACUAGCAUGGGCUCUAUCCCUUCUUAUAAACCAUCCAAAGGUCUUAAGACAAGCCCAACAAGAAUUGGACAACAACAUAGGAAAACACAAAUGGGUCCAAGAAUCUGACAUCAAAGACCUAAAAUAUCUUCAAUCAAUUAUCAAAGAGACACUUAGGUUAUACCCACCGGCACCCUUAACUGGAAUAAGAGAAGCCAUUGAUGAUUGCCACGUGGCAGGAUACCAUGUUUCUAAAGGCACACGUUUGCUUAUUAACCUAUGGAAAUUACAAAGGGACCCACAAAUAUGGUCAAACCCUAAUGAAUUUCAACCUGAGAGAUUUUACAACACUUUUGAUCAAGUUGAUUUUCAAAAUCAAGAUUUUGGGUAUGUGCCAUUUAGCUAUGGUAGAAGGUCAUGUGCUGGUGCAACAUUUGGGUUGCAAGUGUUGCAUUUGACUUUAGCUAGGUUGAUUCAAGGGUUUGAUAUAUACACAAAAGAAGGUGUUAUUGUUGAUAUGAAUGAAGGAUUGGGAUUGGCUUUGCCUAAGGAAAAUCCACUUGAGGUUAUGUUACAACCACGUCUUCCAUUGGAGCUUUAUGAAAGUCUUUGAAAUUUCAAUUAAUAAGAUAUAUACAUAAAAUACUUAUACAUGAAUAAAAGUCUUUAUAGUGUGUAUAUAUGUAUUAUUGUAUUGUUUAUUUCAGAAAUUAAUGUACCAAGGUACCCAUGAAUGCAAGAAAUUAUAUGCUAUGUGACUCAAUGUGGGUUCCAAUCCAGCUUUCAUUGUUGUCAUUGUUUUAUGGUAAGUUAAUUAACUUCCAUGGUUGUGUUUUUUAAUUAAGCGUUGUUUAGGUUGUCAUUUAAAGAACCGAUAGGUUUAAUGAAAUAAAUUUGAAAGUGAAAGUAUAAAUUAUCUUAUUUGUUUGUGAA
This is a messenger RNA of Trifolium pratense (red clover), 1985 nucleotides long. RefSeq names its product dimethylnonatriene synthase-like. NCBI's taxonomy places the organism in Eukaryota, Viridiplantae, Streptophyta, Magnoliopsida, Fabales, Fabaceae. The transcript has 2 exons. The record is from RefSeq and is a predicted model, not a curated record. Gene Ontology annotation, molecular function: iron ion binding; heme binding; monooxygenase activity. The coding region runs from base 70 to 1665 and encodes 531 amino acids. Gene Ontology annotation, biological process: defense response to other organism.